UUGACAAUAACUCGAGAGUUGUAGACAUAUAAAUUUGAACUUGAAGCUCUCAGCUCAGGACGUGUAGUCGAUAGUCGAGCAGCGAGGACUGACAACUUAAGCUUCUAGAAGUUUCUACCGUCUUCUAUUGGCACACAAGCGAGCGGGAGGCUGACCAUAGUUGUAGCUAUGGUUACAGAUAGCUAUAGAUGCUACUACUAGUAGUCAUAGCUAGUUGACAAGAUUUCGCCUUCUCCACAGCAGCGCCACAGAAGGACUACAGCUAGCAGCUAGCUGCUAAAUCGGGCACUCGAGCGGCGACUAAAGCUAUUUGCUAGUCGCUAACGCAGGAAACUAGGCUAGCCGCCAUGUUUGGCUGUUUGGUGGCCGGCAGGUUGGUGCAGACGGACGCGGUUCAGGUGGCUUCUGAUAAAUUCGUGUUCAAUCUGCCGGAAUACGAGAGCGUGAACCAUGUGGUGGUGUUCAUGCUCGGCACAGUGCCUUUCCCUACAGGCAUGGGCGGGGCGGUCUACUUCUCUUUCCCGGACCCUGCGAGCGGCGGACCGGUGUGGCAGCUGCUCGGCUUCAUCGCCAAUGACAAGCCCAGCGCCAUCUUCAAGAUCUCCGGGCUGAAGGUGGGCCAAGGCGGGGCGCACCCCUUCGGGACGAUGGCCUCGCCUCCCUCCGUGGCCCAGGUCGGAGUGUCUGUGGAGCCGCUGGAGCAGCUGGCCCAGCAGACCCCCGUGUCCGGUGCUGCCGCGUCCACGACAGACACUUUGCGGCUUUUCACGCAAAAGAUGUUGGACAGUUUGUACAACUUUGCGUCUUCCUUCGCCGUCACGCAGGCGCAGAUGACGCCCAGCCCUAACGAGACCUUCAUCCCGUCCAGCUGCAUACUCAAGUGGUACGACAACUUCCACAGACGGAUGAACCAGAACCCCAAUUUUUGGAAAAACUGACUCUCAUCCUUGUCACCUAACUUGUAGACUUCUUAAUACCAUCCCAUCAUCCACCAAGAAUCACAGCUCGACUGCCUUAAUUAUAUCUUAUAUAAAAAUAUUUUCUUUUUAAUACCAUUCAUCCUCCACCAACAACCACAACUCGACUGCCUUUAUUAUAUAUUAUAUAAUAUUAUGAUGAGCAAACUAGCAGCCCCGCGUUGUGCCAAGAUAACACUGAAUAAUAUAACCAACAUAAAAGAAUACAUAGUAUUGCACAUGUUGUCCAUAACGUGCAGCAUUGCUUGCAACCUGAAUGAUGCAUGAUAAAUAAAAAUAUCAUGAUAGUAAGUCUCUGAGCCUUUAAAGUGCAAAUGGCAUAGAGGAAAAAGUCUGGCUGCGUUUGUGUCGACCAUGCGUCCUUCUAGAAGGUAAGCCUACUAAAGAUGGACGUCAUGUUGAGGUAGUGUUCUUUUUCAUACUUGUGGUGCAGAGAGGCCCAAAAUGCCACACUAGUCAGCCGUGUGUGUCAGGUGUGCACAAGUUGUUCUCGCCUCAGGACGCCAGCCUCCCGUGCACCAUGAGGCUGUACAGGCAGGUGUAUGUGGGAUCACCCCAAUUGCUAUGGAUACUGAGUGUCAAGUACUUGCUGGUGGUGUGUAACUCCUCCUGGUGGCACACACACACAUACAUACACAUUUAUUACACUGGGAGAGGGCUGUGAGGUGAAAGGUCAGGUGGAGUAUACUCACAGGUAUGUUGAAGUUUUGGAACAUGAAUCCAUCUUGGUCGUACUGAAAGGUUCCGAGUUUGAUUUCUGUCGCGUCCAGUGUCUCCAUUCCCUGAGAGGGUGACACUGACAGUUAAGGCUGGUUUAUGCUUCUGCGUAGCCACUACAGCGUCCCCGCCUAACCUUCCAAAGUUUGGCAUCGGGGUUGAACGUAUACUGUGCAAUUCUCUGGUGAAACGCUAGGGGCACUGAUUUCACAUUUGUCUACUCAGUGAGCAACCAUGACACUUGUUGACUAUAGUCAAACCUUGAUUUUCCAAUGCACUAGUUUUCAUGUGAUUUGGUUUUCAACAAAAAUUUGCCUCAGUUUUUGUACACCGUCUCGGUUCAUUUGUCCAUUUCAUUCAUCAUUUAUGUGUAUUACACAUUAUCUUUUGCAUCUACAAUUGUAAUUAUUCUCUAAAAUGUAUUUUUUGUUUAUAUUUGUGGGUGUCUCGGAUAGAUUACUUGAAUUUAAAUUAUUUACUUUGGGGGAAAAUUGCUUUGGUUUUCAUCUGACGUCCAUCCAUCCAUUUUUUAUGCGACUCAUUAGAGUUGCGGGGGUAUGCUGGAGCCUAUCCUAGCUGACUUUGGGCGAGAGGCGGGGUACACCCUGGACUGGUACAUAUAGACAAAGAAUCAUUCACAUUCACAUUCAUACCUAUGGACAAUUUAGAGCGGCCAAUUAACAUAACAUGCAUGUUUUUGGAAUGUGGGAGGAAACCGAAAACGAAAGCCAUGCAAACUCCAUACAGAGAUGCUCUAGCGGUGAUUCAAACCCAGGUCUUCCUGAUUUCCUGACUGUGUGGCCAACAUGCUAACCACUCGGCCGCCGUGCGGCUUUUUGUCUGAAGUUUUGGAGCAAAUGAAUAACACCGAGGUACCACUGUGUUUAGCUGCUAGUUUCCUUUGUUGCAGCAGUGUCAACUGUUAUUGGCGCUGGAGCUGAUCUAUGUGUUCCAACAGUCACUUUUAAUACGAUUGUUGAUCUAAAAUUGUAAGAGAAGGCGUCUGCGAAGGUGGGCUUUACACCAUACACCAGGCGUCGGCAACCUGCGGAUCUUCUGCCUCCUUGUUGCGGCUCCGUGUUGUUUUUUUUUUAAUACCGCAGUGGAGGAAAUUUGCAUUUUCAAAAAGAGUUUGAAAUAUCCAACUCACCGCAAGUCAGUGAAUGCGUUUACACUGACUGCUGAUUGGAUGAGCAAAGGAAGGGGAAAUGGGGCCAGUGUGUGCAGUGAGACACAAAGAAGACAUCUUGUUGAGUGUGCUACCGCCGGGGUAAGAUAUCCAUAACCAUGAAUACGUCCCUAAAAAGAAAAAUCUCAGAAGAAAAUAGUGUUUCAUUCUGAAUGGACAUAUUCCUUUGACUUCACUAUCAAUUACGCUGGCUUGAUCCGUGUGCUUGAUCUGCGGCGCCAAAUUCGCAAACAAUAGAAAAUUUCACAUUGAAAGACAUUUUCAAAACAAGCACUCGGCCUUUUCUGAGAUGUACCCAACUGCAGAUUGGCGUAAUUUCAGAACUACUGCGGAAGGUUGAGCAAACACACUUCCAAGAAGUGGAUGAACUCUCCAAACUCAACAACAGAGGCUAGCGUGGCUGCACAGGAAAUCGUGAGGAGGAAGCAGUUCUCAUGGAGAAUACAUGAAAGAAUUGCUGAUAAAACUAUCAGAGCAUCUAUUCUCCAAAUGAAAAAAUAAACAGGAUGUUAUUCAGAAAAUGAAAGAAAUGCCUCUCUCUGCAAAGACAGUCAAGGACAGGACCAAUAGAAUGGUAACAAACACAACCAGUAGGCAAAUUGAUGACAUUAAUUCAGAGCAAGCAUAGUCAAUUGUGUUGAGUGAUGUAAACGAUAUUGAGCAGAUGUAUAAACUCUUGAUGGGCUUUUUAUGUUAAAGUUGGCCAUGUCAUGUUUUAAUUUUACGCAAAUAUGGGAACAACUGAAAAAGGCCUACACACGCACUCUGCACUUCUGUUGUGUAAUAAUAUCAUGAGGUUAUCUGUUGAAUUCUGUUGUUUAUAAGCUGUGUAAUGUUUUGCGGCUCCAGACUUUUUUUUUUUUUUUUAAUGGAAGAGGAGAAAUGGAAAGAAUGUACUAAAAGCCUUCACAGUCUACGUCACUUCAAUACUAGGUUAGAUUUUUUUUUUGAGGUGCGAGAGGAUUUGGAGGGGGAGGAGCGAGCCGGCGUAGCAUAUGAAAGUGCCUCAAUACAAAUGCAUAAAACCAGCGCUGUGUCUCAGUUGGUGCACUUGUGUACUUACACUUAAAAGUGCAGCAAAAGUGAGAAGUACAGCAAAAUGCAGUGCAUUGUCAACACCUGGAUGUUGCACUCAAAACACUCAAAAUGGUGAGUGCACAGUGAUGAACACUUACCACCCUCAAUUGUCGCCAUAUUGGCUAUGUAGUGGAAGGGCAUAGGCUAACUUGAAAUCAUGGCGGCAGAGGAGCAACCCGCAGUGGUGGAAAAUAGUGAAUAAAACAAGAAAAAUGUCAAUAUUGCGAUUGUCAUUUCUGGUGUGUAGAAUAAUAGUAAUGGGUUUGGAGCAGCACUACACUGUCAAGAUCCACACACUCUGAAACUAAGUGCACAGUGUACUUAUUGAAGUGUACUGAUGCAAGCCAUUUGAUAC
This is a messenger RNA of Dunckerocampus dactyliophorus (ringed pipefish), 4315 nucleotides long. It is a transcript of the gene hikeshi, whose product is annotated as heat shock protein nuclear import factor hikeshi. Gene Ontology annotation, molecular function: Hsp70 protein binding; nuclear import signal receptor activity. Gene Ontology annotation, cellular component: cytosol; nucleus. The record is from RefSeq and is a predicted model, not a curated record. Bases 348 to 938 code for a protein of 196 amino acids. NCBI's taxonomy places the organism in Eukaryota, Metazoa, Chordata, Actinopteri, Syngnathiformes, Syngnathidae. The transcript has a single exon. Gene Ontology annotation, biological process: protein import into nucleus.